Rubroshorea leprosula is the source of this 2857-nucleotide messenger RNA. NCBI's taxonomy places the organism in Eukaryota, Viridiplantae, Streptophyta, Magnoliopsida, Malvales, Dipterocarpaceae. The record is from the annotation of a GenBank genome assembly.
CCAUAAACAUUCUUCAGCACGCAAUCAAAGGUUGGGCCCUAAGCGCAAUCCAAAUGUCACGCCUCCUUUUCCUGUACACUACCCUCAUCGUCAACAACAAUUACGAAUUGUUCCUGCAAUGUUACCUCAACCACACAUUGCAAUUCCUGGGUAUGCUUACCCACCUUUACCUGGACACCUUCCUGGAUCCGAGGCAGCAAUGCAAGCCUUUGUUCCCCCAGUUCAAAGCAUAGAUGCCAGCAGGAACAUGCGACCUCCUCCACGCGGAGAUCCCAGUCUUUAUGCUGUCAACUUUUCUAAUAGAAGGCCUAACAUGCAAGAACCUAGUGUCCAUUGGAAUCCUGGCUGGCAUCAUCAACGAACGUUUGCUCCUAGAGAUAAUGUUCCUAUGCAACAGGGUAUGGGAUCAAGGCCUUUUCCUAGACCUCAGUUCCUUGGUCCGGUGCCAGUCAUGAUUGGUCCAGGCAUCCAGGGACCCAUAUGUUAUGUACCUGUUGCACUUCCAGGCUCUAUGAGAGCACCUCAUCCUCCACGUUUUGCUCCAUUUCCUACAAAUCUGGAGGCCUCUAUGCUGCCCCCUGAGACAGUAGAGUUGAGGGCCAGUAUUGUAAAACAAAUUGAGUAUUAUUUUAGUGAUGAAAAUCUUCAGAAUGAUCAUUACCUAAUUUCCUUGAUGGACAAUCAAGGAUUGGUUGCAAUAUCUGCAAUUGCAGACUUUAAAAGGGUUAAGAGAAUGUGUACAGACAUACCUUUUAUCCUUGAUGCACUGCUCAAUUCUAGUACCGUGGAAGUGCAGGGUGACAAGAUAAGGAGACGUAAUGAGUGGGUCAAGUGGAUUCCUGCUCCUGCAACCAUUGCAUUGUCUUCAGAAGCUCAGGUGAAUGUUACCAAUCCUUGUGGGAAUGCUGAUGUCAAUGAAGAUGACCCAAAGGACAACACUGGAGAAAAUGCUGAAGCCCCAUUGAAUACUGAAAUUUUGCAGGGCAUAUCUUUGAGCCAAGAUGCUUCAGCUAUAACAUGUAAAAGCAAUAGCCAACGUGACAUUACAAAUGUUAUGUUAAAUGUUGAAAAACAAGAUUUUUCUGGUGGAAGUGUUGACUUGGAUAGAAAGUCAAUAUCUGAAUCCGACAUCAAAUUCCCAGAUGUGAACCAGUCACCACAAGUUGAACCUGCUAGCAUCAGUGACCACGGAACUGAAAGCCAGGAAUUAUCGUCUGAUGUAGCUGCACAAAAUAAUUGUGACCUGUCAAAUGAUUUUACAAACACAUUUAUGCUUGAUGAAGAGCUAGAGCUUGAGCAAAAAACACUAAAGAAGGAUGGUCUUUCAACAGUUAGAAGAUUGGAUGAUGAAGAUGAUGAGAUGAUUGUCCAUGAUCAGGCUGUUCAGAAACUUGUAAUUGUCACCCAGAAUAAUGGAAUCAGUGAAGGAUCAAAAACUGGUGACAGAGAUUCAAAAUCCAUCUCUAGUGAGCUUGCCGCUACUAUAAAUGAUGGUCUUUACUACUACGAACAGGAACUCGAAAGUAAACAUUUUAUUAGUAAAAAGAAUAGCCCUAUACAUGAGAACAAAGAUGGAAGCUUAAAGUCUCCAAGAUUUGCAUCUGGAGUAUCAUCACUGAAGACAGGUGAACAUGCUGCUGGAAACAGUGGUCUUGAAGAGUCAGGAAGUGCCAAUUCCCGAAGGAAGCAAAAUAAAGGUUUCUCUAAGCAACAAUCAUUCCAUAAGCAGAGAUUUUUCUCCAGCAACUUUAAGAAUCAUGGAACUAGUCGCAAUUCUCUUGGAAUAAUUUCUGAAAGUCCACCAAGCAAUUCAGUUGGAUAUUUCUUUGGUUCAACACCUCCAGAUAAUUAUGGUCCUCGGCUUUCAAAAUUGAGUGGUUCACCACAUGGAUUUCUCUCUGGUAAUAGCCCACCUGUGGGUUCACUGCCAAAGUCAUUCCCACAUUUCCAGCAUCCAAGUCAUCAGUUACUGGAAGAAAAUGGUUUUAAGCAACAGAAGUAUCUGAAAUUUCGUAAGCGUUGUCUAAAUGAGAGGAAGAAAUUGGGAAUUGGUUGCAGUGAGGAAAUGAAUACACUGUACAGGUUCUGGUCAUACUUCCUCCGAGAUAUGUUUGUUUCUUCAAUGUAUAAUGAAUUCCGUAAAUUUGCUCUUGAGGAUGCUGCUGCUAAUUACAAUUAUGGGAUAGAAUGUCUCUUCAGGUUCUAUAGUUAUGGUUUGGAGAAGGAAUAUCGAGAGGACUUGUGCAAGGAUUUUGAGCAGCUCGCUCUUGACUUCUAUCAUAAAGGCAAUCUUUAUGGUCUUGAAAAAUAUUGGGCAUUCCAUCACUAUCGGGAGCAACGUGAUCAGAAAGAGCCUUUAAAGAAACAUCCAGAUUUGGAUAGGUUGCUAAAAGAAGAAUACCGUAGUCUGGAUGACUUCCGUGCCAAGGAGAGGAAUACAAGCAUCAAAGAGGACAGCCAUUAGCCAGUGCUGUAUGUCUCACAAUUUUGAUAACCAGAGAAAGUUUGAGCUGAUGGGCCUGUGUAUUUCAUUUGGUUUUGUACGCCAAGGAAUUUUGUAUGUUAUAUCAGGGGGGAAUGUACCCACCUCGGUGAGAGUUGCUGCUGACUCCCGAGGCUUAGCCUUUUGUGGUCCUAAAACCUUUUUAGGCUUUCUGGCUCGGGUAUAUCCUUGUUUCUUGAGUUGUCUGCAAGCUUGAGGUGGUGCCUGUGCAUUAAUUUCACUCUUCCCCCCCACCCCCCACAAGGCAUUUUUGUACAUAUUGUGAAACUAACAAGGUUCAAAAUGAGAAAAAGGAACAUUAUAUUAUGGUUGUUGUGACCAUUGAAAAUUGAACAAUAAGAUAUCCAAGUUUUG